This is a messenger RNA of Frankliniella occidentalis (western flower thrips), 2032 nucleotides long. RefSeq names its product heat shock 70 kDa protein II-like. Gene Ontology annotation, molecular function: misfolded protein binding; heat shock protein binding; ATP binding. The record is from RefSeq and is a predicted model, not a curated record. Lineage: Eukaryota; Metazoa; Arthropoda; Insecta; Thysanoptera; Thripidae. Gene Ontology annotation, biological process: cellular response to unfolded protein; protein refolding. Gene Ontology annotation, cellular component: cytoplasm. The transcript has 8 exons. Bases 180 to 1940 code for a protein of 586 amino acids.
AUAUUACAAAUCCGAUUAGGGUUUGGAAGGGGGUUGUAGAAACACACCUCAAUUCGUGGCUUCUCGCCUCAAAGCAGCGCUUCGCUUGUUAGAAAAACCACUGGCCAACAGCAGCAACCAGAGUCGCAGACGAAGCUGACUGGCCAGGUUGGCCGCUCCAUGUCAGAAGUAGCAGCAGCAUGACUGCAGCUGCAGUUCGGCUGCAACUAAAGAAGCAACAUCCGCCGCUGUGGACGCGUACCCGAUCACCAAGAGCAAUUAUUGUUGCAGGUGCAAUGUCUAAGAAAGGUUACGUACAACGUCAGGGAGCCGACCCCAGCGUGCGCGACCUUCCCGGGGCCGCCGUGGGGAUCGACCUGGGGACGACGUACUCUGUGGUGGCGGGGUGCCGCGAGGGCAGGGUGGAGAUCUUCGCCAACGCGCACGGCAAGCGCACCACGCCCAGCGUCGUCGGCUUCCUGAACGGCGAGUCUUGCGUCGGGGACGCGGCCGCGGACCUGCCCGCCGCCAACCAGGUGUUCGAUGCCAAACGGCUGAUAGGUCGCCCGUGGCGUGACCUGCACGUCCAGAAGGACAGGGCCGUGUGGCCCUUCGAGCUGGUGGAGCAGGCGGGCGUGCCCAGGAUCCGGGUGGACGUCGGCGGAAAGUUGGAGACCUUCGCCCCCGAGGAGAUCUCGGCCAUGGUGCUGCGUGACCUGAAGAAGACGGCCGAGGACGCCCUGGGCCAGACUGUCUCCAAGGCCGUCGUCACCGUGCCCGCCUUUUUCAACGAGAGGCAGCGCCAGGCGACCAAGGACGCCUGCAAGAUCGCCGGCAUGGAGGUGCUGUCCGUGAUCAGCGAGCCCACGGCGGCCGCGCUGGCGCACGGCCUGCACAAGGACACCGCCAAGUCCCCAAAGACCGUGUUCAUCUUCGACCUGGGCGGCGGGACCUUCGACGUGUCCAUCGUGCGGAUCAGCGGCUGCGAGUUCACGGUCCUGGCGGCGGGCGGAACGACCGACCUGGGCGGCCAGAACUUCGACGAGGUCCUCAUCGCGCACUGCAUCAAGGACGCAAAGCGACAGUUGAACGCGAACCUUACUGAGGACAAGCAGGCCGUGCAAGACCUCCGCAAGGCUUGUGAGCUCGCCAAGCGCAGGCUGUCCAACAUGCCGCAAGUGACCAUCUCUGUGUUCUUCACCCCGCUCUGCAAGAUCUAUCAGACGACCGUCACCAGGGCCUUGUUCGAAGACCUGUGCGCCCCACUGUUCAGCACGACAAUCGCGGUUGGCGAGGAGGUGCUUGCCGAUGCCCAGUUGGCGCCCGCUGAUAUCGACGAGGUGGUGCUCGUGGGCGGCUCGACCCGCAUCCCCAAGGUGCGCGCGCUGCUCCGGAACAUGUUCGGCAACGGCAAGGUGCUGCGCCUGUCCAUCAACCCGGACGAGGCCGUGGCGCACGGCGCGGCGCUGCACGCCGCCAAGGUGGUCGGCGACAAGGUGGUCGACGGCGUGGUCAAGCUGAGGGACGCCACCCCGCUGUCUCUGGGCAUCGAAAUCAGCGGCGAUCGGUUCAGCACCCUCAUCAAAAGGAACACGCCCAUUCCCUGCAGGAGCACUGGAAAGUACUGCAAUUCCCUCGACAACCAGACAGCGAUACAGAUUAAGCUGUACCAAGGAGUCAGACCUCUCGUCACCGACAACUGCUAUCUCAACAAGGACUUCAACAUCGAGGUCCCUCCCAAACCCAAAGGCCAGGCCAUCAUCGAUGUUACGUUCGAGCUGGACGAGAGCGGCCUGCUGCUGGUGACGGCCGCCGACCCGACCACUGGGCGGCAGGCGCAAGUGCAGGUGUCCGCACAGGAGGCGUACCUCAGCAAUGACGACAUCCAGGCCAUGAUCAAGAGGGCAGGCCGCUUCAGACGCGAGGACCAGGAGGCCCUUCUCGCAGCCCAAAAUGUGUAAGUUUUCUGUUCCGCUAUCUUUAGCGUUGAAUUAUGUUUAAAUCAUUAACGAGUUCUUUUUAAAGAUUGAGAAAUUAUGUACUGAUUUUAUUU